Molecule: messenger RNA, 2109 nt
Organism: Suillus plorans
Lineage: Eukaryota; Fungi; Basidiomycota; Agaricomycetes; Boletales; Suillaceae
Product: kinase-like protein
Exons: 6
Coding region: 61-1755 (564 amino acids)
Biological process (GO): protein phosphorylation; MAPK cascade; cellular hyperosmotic response
Molecular function (GO): MAP kinase kinase activity; ATP binding
Source: RefSeq, a predicted model, not a curated record
UAUAUAUGGAAAUCUCGAUUAUCGCCGUCCCUCCACCUCAACACCCACAACUGACUUUCGAUGCAACCAGAUUCUGCGUCCACUCAGGACGACGUUUCUUCUUAUAAUGCUCCUAGACCUGUUCCAGUUCCUGUAUCGUCCCAGAGACCAGCACCACGUCCACCACCCUCUUCGGGUGGUGCACCCCGUAACACUUUAAGUGGUCUACUCGCAAACAGAGGAGGAAAUGCUCCAAUACCUCCUUCAUUGCAGGCAAAAAUGACAGCAAUGAUGAAUCGCGGAUCAGCUGCGUUACCCGGCUCGGCCAUCGAUUCCGCAGCACACGCGCAACGUGCUUCCAUAAACGAAACGAAUCACCCAAUUGUUCAUUCUUCCUUCUCAUUUUCCGCUUCACCAGGCUCAUCAUCAUUGGUUGCUACACGCGCUCGCGGACGCGGUGGCGGUGUUACUGCUGCGGGUAGACGCACUAAGCCAGAAUUUAAAUUAUCCGACAUGAACCCUGAAACGGGAGGCGGUGCUAUUGGUGCAGGGCUUGGAGCAGGGCGUCCAUCGCUAGCUGAAGCCAGGAGAGGGCCCUCAUCAUUUGAUACUCCGUUUGCAAAUUUCAACAAGAUCGUUGAUCCUUCUGGACGCCUCAACUUCGCCGGGAAAGCCGUUCUGCAUGCUUCGGGCGUCGAUUUUUCCAAUGGAUCAUCUUAUGCUAUAAAUAUGGAACAGCUUGUUCUUGAGCAGGAACUCGGCCGUGGUAACUAUGGUACAGUCAAGAAGGUUCUGCAUCGACCGACAAAGGUCGAAAUGGCUAUGAAGGAAAUUCGUCUCGAGCUAGACUCCACUAAACUCAAUGGAAUAUUGAUGGAGUUGGACAUCUUGCACCGCGCCGUAAGCUCAUACAUCGUGGAAUUCUAUGGUGCUUUCUUCGUGGAAUCGUGCGUGUACUACUGCAUGGAGUACAUGGACGGUGGUUCGCUGGCUUCUUUGUGUUGCUUUCCGAAUGGUAAUGUUUCUCUGCCGCCAAGUUUAUCUACCAGUCCGGGCUCUGCAUGGACGUCUAGUCCUCCACCGCUUGCUGAUGAGCACCUCUGCCGCAUCGCUUCAUCCAUGACACAUGGUCUUGAAUUCCUCAAAACUGAACUUGGGGUCAUGCACCGGGACGUCAAACCUACGAACGUCCUUGUGAAUUGCAAGGGCGAAGUGAAGCUUUGCGAUUUCGGUGUUAGCGGACAGCUGGAGAAGAGCAUUGCGAAGACGAAUGUCGGUUGUCAAAGUUACAUGGCCCCUGAGAGAAUUAAGGGUUCUUCAUCAUCUGGAUCUAAUAUGGAAGAUGCCUUCACUUCAUACACGGUCAGUGCAGAUGUAUGGUCCCUGGGCUUGUCGAUUGUUGAAAUUGCACGAGGAAGAUACCCAUACCCUCCGGAAACUUACGAGAAUGUAUUUGCACAACUAAGUGCCAUAGUGGAUGGCGAAGCACCUGGACUGCCAGAAGACGAGGAAAUCGCAGACGAAGAAGUUGGGGUUCAUGCUCAGGAUAAUGGUGCAUCUCCAGGACAGUUUAACUUCAUACGCAAGGGGAAGCGAAGAUGGUCUCCAGAAGCGCAUGACUGGGUUCGACAGUGCCUCAUCAAGAAUGCAGAUGGGCGAGCCACUUACAAGGAGUUACUUGAACAUCCAUGGAUGCGGACCGACAGACAUCGAAAUGUUGACAUGGUGAGUUGGGUAGCAAAGGCGAUCGAAUGGCGGGAUCGGGGAGGGAGAUAAGCAAGUAUCGUGCAUUCGCGGUGGCCGUUGUUCCAUGCAUCCUAUCUGCAUUUUUCGUUUUUUGCAUUGGCUUUUCUCCACAUAGAUACUCGAUGCAUGCCGCCAUCGUUUUACCCAACAUUCUUUUUGCUCACAUGUAUUAUCACUCACACUCGCGCAUUGGCGCUGGUCGUUGAUAUACCCUAAUCCCCUUUGCUAUGUUGACGUUGUCCAUUAUUUCCUCGUUCUCUUGGGAUUGCAGUAGACCAUAGUGGGCCAUUAUAUUGUUUUGUUUCGCGGGCAUGUAGCUUUAGUUUUGACUUGCAAUUAAUGGGACCGGUUGUUUGGUCGUGUUAACAUCUGAAGGUGUCACGU